Solanum stenotomum is the source of this 1728-nucleotide messenger RNA. Its product is annotated as AT-hook motif nuclear-localized protein 3-like. NCBI's taxonomy places the organism in Eukaryota, Viridiplantae, Streptophyta, Magnoliopsida, Solanales, Solanaceae. Gene Ontology annotation, molecular function: minor groove of adenine-thymine-rich DNA binding. The coding region runs from base 471 to 1511 and encodes 346 amino acids. The transcript is spliced from 5 exons. The record is from RefSeq and is a predicted model, not a curated record.
UCCCAAUUUUCAAUCUUUUAUUUUCUUCCUUCAACUUUUUUUCAACCAAAACCCUAAUUUCACAACUUCUCAAAAAAACAUAAAAAAAAUUACACUCUUUUUUCCAUUUCUGAAAAUUAGUAGCUCUGUGCUUUGCUCUGCAGUGGUAGAAGUUUGUUUAGUUGGUGUUAAUUUUUUGUUUUGUUUUGUUUAGUUGGUGUUAAUUUUUUGUUCUGUUGUAUUUUUAUUUGUGUGCAAAGAAAAUUAAUCAAUCUUGCUGUUUUAAGUUUUCAGUUCUUGCAAAAAUUUGAUUUAAGGGGUUUUGGUUUUUUUACUUAUUUGAUUUUUUGUUUGCUCUGUUGUGACUUAUUUGGUAAAAAGAUUGUAUUUUUACUGUUGUUUGUUGCUCAAAGGAAAUUUUCUUGAUUUUCUCUAAUUAGGGAUUUGGGAUUUAAGUUGUUAAUUGUUUUCAGGGUUUAAGGGGUUUAUGAAUGGAGGACAAAGAAGGGGUUAAUAGUUCUGGGUUUAUAGUUAAAAGUAAUGAAUUUUCUGAAAAUUAUAGAAUGACCCCAAGUAAUGAAAAUGUGAAUGGGUUUAAUGGAGCAAUGGCUGCAGUUAUACCUGCAACUUCAAUGAGUGUGGCAGCACCGUCUACGGAAGGGAAGAAGAAGAGGGGAAGGCCUAAAAAAUAUAGACCAGAUGGUUCUUUAAAUACUGCAUUAUCACCAAUGCCAAUAUCAGCUUCAAUUCCACUUUCAGGAGAUUUUUCAGGUUGGAAAAACAGUGGAAGCCGCCCCGUUGAAUCCUUUAAGAAGAAGCAGCAAAAAAUUGAGCUUGGAAUACCAGGGGAAAGGGUGGCGUAUUCUGCUGGUGCAAAUAUAUCACCACAUGUAGCAUACUCCGUUGGUGGAAACUUUACACCGCAUGUGUUUACUGUUAAUGCUGGUGAGGAUGUUGCAAUGAAAAUUAUUUCAUUUGCUCAACAAGGAUCUAGAGCUAUUUGUGUGCUGACUGCCAAUGGUGCAAUUUCAAAUGUUACACUUAGUCAGCUUAAUUCUUCUGGUGGAACUUUGACCUACGAGGGUUGUUUUGAAAUUCUCUCUCUGACAGGAUCGUAUAUGUCUAGUGAUACCGGAGUAACAAAAAGCAGAUCUGGUGGGAUGAGUGUGUGUCUCUCAGGUCCUGAUGGUCGAGUUUUUGGAGGUGGCCUUGCAGGUGUAUUUAUGGCAGCUGGUCCUGUUCAGGUUGUCGUUGGAAGCUUUAUUCCUGGUCACCAGCAAGAGCAGAAUCCCAAGAAGCUAAGGUUAGAGCAUGCAGCUACUCUUUCAACUGCUAUUCCCACAAAUCAAAUUUAUGCAGAACGAACUGAUGGAGCUUACACUGGGCCAAGUACUAAUUUUACUUCUACGAUUCCCUUUCCUGGUGAUAACACAGUAUCACUGAACUCCAUACAUAACUCAAGAAUCUCUGCAUUAGAAAACAACAUUUCUAUGCCUGAAGAGGAAUCUAACGAGCAAAGUCCAUCAUCUUAAUUUAAUCUGAUGUAUUAUGGUGUAUUCCUGUACCUUAUUGGCAUAUUUUUUUUUUGGCCUAGUUGGAACUUUAGUCUUACCAUCCCCUUGUGCGCUAAAUAUUGAAGUGUAGGAUGUACUAAGGCAUAAAUUGUGUCGAUUUUUAACCUAGAAGUUACACUUUUUGUUGGUUGGCAUUGGACUUUCGGCCAGUAGAAGCUGUUAUAUUACUGUUUUC